Indicator indicator is the source of this 818-nucleotide messenger RNA. RefSeq names its product BUD31 homolog (gene BUD31). The transcript has 5 exons. Bases 163 to 597 code for a protein of 144 amino acids. Lineage: Eukaryota; Metazoa; Chordata; Aves; Piciformes; Indicatoridae. Gene Ontology annotation, biological process: mRNA splicing, via spliceosome. The record is from RefSeq and is a predicted model, not a curated record. Gene Ontology annotation, cellular component: spliceosomal complex; nucleus.
AGGGUGGCUCGUUUGCGAGAAGCCCCGCGGGUGACGUCGGCUGCAGCGCGACGGCGGUGCGGAAGCGGCGGCCGCGGUUCUCGCGGUUGUCUAGCACGUUUUGUGUGCUGACAAAUCCCAUCCCUUGUUCCCUUGCCUUUUGCCUUCCACGUUUCGGAGGCAAUGCCCAAAGUGAAGAGGAGCAGGAAGCCUCCCCCGGACGGCUGGGAGCUGAUUGAGCCAACACUGGAUGAGCUGGAUCAGAAGAUGAGAGAAGCGGAGACUGAGCCUCAUGAAGGGAAGAGGAAAGUGGAAUCCCUUUGGCCUAUCUUCAGAAUUCAUCACCAGAAAACACGUUACAUCUUUGAUCUCUUCUAUAAAAGAAAGGCUAUCAGUAGAGAGCUCUACGAGUACUGCAUCAAGGAAGGAUAUGCUGACAAAAACCUGAUAGCAAAGUGGAAGAAACAGGGUUAUGAGAACCUCUGCUGCCUGCGGUGUAUCCAGACCCGGGACACCAACUUCGGAACCAACUGCAUCUGCAGGGUCCCCAAAAGCAAGCUGGAAGUGGGGAGAAUCAUUGAGUGCACUCACUGUGGAUGCAGAGGCUGCUCUGGCUGAAGCCUUCAGCUCUAAGACUACUUUAUGAACGCUGAGGGAUCUCAUCAUAGACGAUGGACUAUCAGUGCAGUUACAGCCACCUUCUGUGUGAUUAGGUAUUUCUUAACAGCAAUUAAAACAGCAAUGUCCUCCUCUGGGUCAUGUAUAUAAUGGUGGUUAUUUGGGAGCAGGUUCUUGUGUAGCCAUUUAUUUUGAAAUAAAGUCUGCCCUUCUGAGAGAAU